Molecule: messenger RNA, 399 nt
Organism: Caenorhabditis angaria
Lineage: Eukaryota; Metazoa; Nematoda; Chromadorea; Rhabditida; Rhabditidae
Source: the annotation of a GenBank genome assembly
AUGGGUUGCUCGAAAUUUUGGGUUUUAGCUGGUGGAUUCACAGCGAUUUGGGUGAGUUUUUUGAAAAUUUCAAAUUCUACGUGGCUCGGAAAUCCACGUGUCAAAUAUUUUCAAGUUUUCCCGCCAAAAAAAAUCGCAAACCUCUUCUAGGCCAGCUACAAAAUGGGUCAAUUUUCCGAGCAUCAUCGUCAAUUCCACAGCUCUCAUUAUCAUUUCGAAAAUCAUCCCGGCUGCUCGUGGAGCCAAAAAUAUUGGGUAACUUCAUGUUUACCCUAACAAAUCAUCGAAAAAAUCAAUAAUUUCCAGUGUUCAAAAAUAGCCAAACAUCGUGAAGCUGCUCCAAACGACACUCCGCAAUUACAGCAGAAAUCUGAAUCUGAGCUUCUGGAAACCAAGUAA